Messenger RNA from Ornithodoros turicata, 816 nucleotides. RefSeq lists its product as uncharacterized. The transcript has a single exon. NCBI's taxonomy places the organism in Eukaryota, Metazoa, Arthropoda, Arachnida, Ixodida, Argasidae. Gene Ontology annotation, molecular function: nucleic acid binding. Gene Ontology annotation, biological process: DNA integration. The record is from RefSeq and is a predicted model, not a curated record. Bases 1 to 816 code for a protein of 271 amino acids.
AUGACACAAGCAAAGUUCCUGGACAAGAAGUCCACGCAUCUUCAGAAUUUCCGUUGGUACAAAGAUGACGACGGCAUUCUCCGGCUUUACGGGCGUCUCCAGCAUUCCGAACAACCAGCAGCGACUAAGCACCCAAUCCUACUACCGCCUGCUUCGGAAGCCUGGUUCACCCGCCUCAUGGUUCUUCGCGAACACGAAAGGAUGACCCACGCCGGGGUUCAGGAGACGCUACAUCAGCUACGGGAGGAUUACUGGGUGAUCAGAGGAAGGCAAUCUGUCAAGUACGCCCUGCACCACUGCUACUUUUGCCGACGUCUCCGAACACAUUCAUGCACCGAGCAAGAGGCGCCCCUACCGAAGGAUCGAGUUUCACAGCAAUUUCCGUUUGACGUGGUCGGGGUACACUUUGCAGGUCCACUGUAUUACAAAACAGCGCACGGAUAUUCAAAGUCGUACGUGACACUCUUCACUUGCACAGCAACACGAGCCAUUCAUAUAGAGUUGGUAACGGACCAAGCCUUCGGCACCUUCCUCAUGGCGUUUAAGCGAUUUGUGGCUCGCAGGGGUAUACCAAAGAAAAUCUAUUCCGACAACUUUCUAACAUACAAGAAGGCUUCCCGAGAACUUCCUCCUAUGAUUUCCGCUCAAUUUCAAGCAGUGAAAGAAUAUGCCACCCAAACACGGAGCACAUGGGAGUUCAUAGCAGAACAAGCACCAUGGUGGGGAGGCUUUUGGGAGCGCAUGGUGCGCUCCGUCAAAGAAUCACUGCGCAGGUCGCUAGGUCGGUGCGAACUCGACUUCCAGGAGCUGUGUUGA